This is a messenger RNA of Vigna angularis (adzuki bean), 1149 nucleotides long. Its product is annotated as NAC domain-containing protein 83. Gene Ontology annotation, biological process: regulation of DNA-templated transcription. The transcript is spliced from 3 exons. The record is from RefSeq and is a predicted model, not a curated record. Gene Ontology annotation, molecular function: DNA binding. The coding region runs from base 261 to 959 and encodes 232 amino acids. Lineage: Eukaryota; Viridiplantae; Streptophyta; Magnoliopsida; Fabales; Fabaceae.
GAAGCCACACUGCAUCUUACUCCAUACCCUUUUGCUUUCUUUAUCCAAUAAUAAUAACCCCCUUUUCCCUCCUUUUUCUUCUUUCCUUUCCCCUAUUCUUCAGCCCCUUUCUUUAUUUUCCUCAACGCUUUAAUGGACUUAUAAGAACCCCCACGAGUGCUUCAAUUCUCACCCACCCAACUUCCCUGCUCUGCUCUAGUCGGACACAUAAAACUAUUCUUACUAUAUUCAUAUACAGAGAAGAAGUAGGGCGUGGUCGAAUGGAGAAACUGAAUUUUGUGAAGAAUGGGGAGCUCAGAUUGCCUCCGGGCUUCCGUUUCCACCCAACCGACGAGGAAUUGGUUGUGCAAUACUUAAAGCGCAAGGUUUUCUCCUUCCCUUUGCCAGCCUCCGUCAUUCAUGAGUUUGAUGUUUGCAAGUCUGAUCCUUGGGAUUUGCCAGGUGAUUUAGAGAAAGAGAGGUACUUCUUCAGCACCAAAGAGCCCAAAUAUCCUAACGGCAACCGCUCCAACAGAGCCACCAGUUCAGGUUACUGGAAGGCCACUGGGUUGGACAAACAAAUUUUAACUUCAAAAGGGAACCAAGUAGUGGGAAUGAAGAAGACACUUGUUUUCUACAGAGGAAAGCCACCUCAUGGAUCCAGAACCGAUUGGAUCAUGCAUGAGUAUCGCCUCCUUAACCCUCCGUCUCAGGUUCCCAUGGAAAACUGGGUUCUGUGUCGCAUAUUUUUGAAGAGGAGAAGUGGUUGUAGAAACGGGGAGGAGAAGGAGAUGGAGAGUUUGAGAGGCAGAGUGGAUAACCGGAAGGUGAGGAAGUUGAAGAUGGUGUUUUAUGACUUUUUGGCGCAGAAGAAGACUGAUUGCUCAUCUUCUGCCGGCAGUGGAAUUACCCAUGAAUCAGAUGAGAAUGAAGAGAGUAGUAGCUCCAACACCUUCCCUUAUGUUAGAAGAAAACCUUGAGUCCCUUCACUUAUUUCUAGCACUACUACUUGUUUUACAACCAUCUCAGAUCAACCUAAGCUUUGCCUCUUUCUUUUAUUGUCUUUCCCUGUAAUUAUCUUUUCAUUUUCAACCGGCACUAAGGGUAGUCUAUGUCUGGAGAGUAUGCUACUAAAACUAGUGUGUAAUCCAGUUCUUAUUUUUACUUCAA